Molecule: messenger RNA, 819 nt
Organism: Seminavis robusta
Lineage: Eukaryota; Bacillariophyta; Bacillariophyceae; Naviculales; Naviculaceae
Source: the annotation of a GenBank genome assembly
AUGGCUACUACCAAGAUCAACUAUACUUCAUCCGAUAUUUGUGUGAUAUGCCUGGAGCAUCUGCUGUGUGUAUCACCCGAAAAUAAUGACACGGAAACAAUGACGAAUGAGCCAAUGGCCGAUUUUGGCGCGGCGGCUCCUUGUGGGCAUCCAGCUCAUGCAUCCUGUUUCGAACAAUGGUCCUCUUACCAAAAGAAGGGAGCUGGAAAUGGUAAUAAGGGGGGUGUCCCCUGUCCGACAUGUCAGAAAGAGACAACUUCCUUUGUCAAAAUCUAUCUCCGUGCGUCGCAACAAGAGGAAAACGACCGAAAUGAAGAGGAGGACAGCCACAGUGAUGAGGAAGAAACUGAGGAGGAGGAGGAAGGAACUGAUGACUCUAGUUUCGUGUCUGCAAAAGCUGGUGACACUGCAUCCGCAGAUAAUGACAACAAGAGUUCCUCUUCUACCUUGGAAUCUUCUGCUUCUUCCUCCUCCUCUUCUCAGCCCAACCAGCGACAAACCAACAGCAACAAGAGCAGCAAAGCAUCCAAAAAGAAAGUCAAACCCAAGCAACAACAAGCACACAAAAAGGUCCAAUGGUACAAGAAACGAUGGAUGGGGAAAUGCGAAGAAGUCAAGAAUCUCAAACUGGAGGCUCAGAAUCGCAAAAAUUGCCAUCAUAAGGAUUUGUUGGACUUGGAACGCUCCCGGUUGAUCAACUAUGGACUGGCCAAGGAGCUGGAACGCACCGAAAAGGCAGGACGGAUCCAUCGCAAUAUGUGGGCGGUCGCUUGUUUCACGGUGGGGUGCGUCGUUGGUCACAAAUUCCUGGCAAUGUGA